Messenger RNA from Gavia stellata (red-throated loon), 1091 nucleotides. RefSeq lists its product as uncharacterized. Lineage: Eukaryota; Metazoa; Chordata; Aves; Gaviiformes; Gaviidae. The transcript is spliced from 9 exons. The record is from RefSeq and is a predicted model, not a curated record. The coding region runs from base 24 to 1091 and encodes 355 amino acids.
ACAUUUUCUGCUGCUGUAAAGACAUGGAUAUACGCAAGUUUUCUUCCUACAGCAGAACAGAGGUGUCUGAAGGACAGUAUAAGGGUGCUGAUCCUAGAGAGACUGAAGAAGGCGGCAGACAAAUGUUUGACAGCCCGUGGCAACCAUCAGCCUGUGGAGACAAGACUGCAAGGCUGGAGGCAUUAUGUCAUGAUCUGACAGAAAGGCUCACACAGGUGGAAAAAGAAAUAAGUAAGAAAAGAGUUUGGUCUAACUCUGUUGAUACUCGACUACAAUUUCUGGAGAGCUGCCACAGGCAGCACGCUGCAUCUGAUCAUUACAAGACACAGGAGACCAGUAACCCUGAUCCUCCUUACCAGGAGAGACACAGGAGCUGUCAGGAAGCAUUUCCUGGAGAGGUCACCCAAAAAGAGCUUCAGGAGAAAGAAGACUAUAAGAAGCUGAAAGAGAAGAUCAGAGAGCUAGAGGCAAGAAACAAAGAGCUCUUGUCAAAAGCAAUGGGCAUGCACAAGAACUCUGAGAACAUGAAUGACCCUUCGCGUUUGUCUGCUGUGCUGCAGAUGUAUGAGAUGCUCAGGCUACAUGACUGGGAAAAAUUCAGGAGCUCCACAGCCUCCUAUUUGACAUAUAAAAAUGGCAGCAGUGUAAUUAAGAAGCUGUUUGAUGCCUCUGAGAAGGAUAUACAGCAGAGAAUAACUAACGUAUUUGAAGUUCUUGACAUUCCACCUUCAAAUGAUGCUAUGACCAACAGCAAACAGAGGAUGAUACAAGAGAUAAGGAAUCUCUUCAGAUAUUCCUAUUACCAAAACCACUCAGAGUUUUACAGCAAAAUUGUCAUGCAAGCUGGCGUUGACCUGAAAACUGCCAUUCAAAGACAGUUCACACUGCAGUGCUGCAAAACUUACUGUUUGCUGCUUCUUCAGGACCCACCAGUUAAAGCUGAGUGGAACCUACAGGAAAGCUCGAUUGAAUAUUUGGAGCACGUGGACAAGAAAGGCUGGGAGCACUGGAGAAAACCAGCAUUUUUGUGGCCCAUAAUGAAAUGUGGGGAUGAAGUCAUUGUGAAAGGUGUAGUCUGGGAUGAAAAGUAG